CGCCCUUUGACUUGUCAGUGGGGGGAAAAAAGUUUUAAGGAAAGCAAAAAUCACGGAAGAAGACUUUGCAGUCCUUCUCGUUUGGCAAGUUGCGUGGACCCAAAAGCGGGAGUCGUUGCCGCGCAGAAGAGCACAAAAAAAGUUCAUUUUCCUGCACAUUUCCACGCUUGGCUUUCACGCGCAGUCAUGGAGGCAGCCAUUCAGACCGUGGUCAAGGUCUUCCUGAAGUCCGGCAAAGGGAAGGAGAGUCUCGGGAAGAAAGACUUCCAGAGCCUGGUCAAGAGCCAACUCAGCAACAUCCUGUCGGACACAGACAGCAAAGAGGCGGUCAACAACAUGGGCCAGGGCCUGGACGCCAACCAGGACGGCAAGGUGGGCUUCGAGGAGUACCUGAAGCUGGUGGGCUACCUGGCCAAGUCCGUCAGCGAACAGCGGUGUCGCGCCAAAGAAGAGCCCGCCCAGAACGCCGCAGCGGCGCCGGCCGCGGCACAAAGCUCCCCUGAUGGAGAGACCAAGCCGGAUGCGGAGGUGAAGGUGGAAGCCAACGCCGACGGGAAGGUGGACGCCACGGCGGAUGGCAAGGUGGAGGUGAAGAUGGAAGCCAAGGUGGAGGAGACGGAGAAGAAGAAGGAGGAGGUGGCCGAAGAGAAGCCUGCGGCAGCAGCCGCAGCGGUGGCGAACACGGCAGACGCGGGGGUGGCGGCGGCGGCGGACGCGUUAUCGAGCGGCGCGGAGGUAGUGGUGAGAGAGGUGGAGGAGACGGAAAAGGUGGAGGAAGUGGUGGAGAAGGUGGCUGAAGCUGCCAAGGAAGAGGCCGAGAAGACGACGGAGGACUCAUAGGGGACAAAUCCAUCCAUCCACCAUCACACUAAUGCUACAUCCAACACACACACAUACACACACACACACACACACACACACAAUCAUAGGAGCUGGUGAGCCACUAGAAGAUGCACGACCACUACAAACCAGCUGUGGAGAAAGCCCACUAAACUAGCUUUCUAGUACCACUAUACCUUAUAUGGUAAUGUAACAUCCUGUGAAUGCAAACCCUGACCCCGCCCCCUUCUACUACCACUCACACUAACACACACACACACACACACACACACUAGGGUUAGAAAUAGGCACUAGUCACUUGUUGAUCCCUUUUGUUGUGUUUAACGUUGAACUAUUCCUUUAGUGCCACCCUCACAUUUACUCUACUCCCCUCUGGACACCUUUCUGGACAAAAUGUAUCCUUAGCUUGGUUAAUACUACUACUACUACUACUACUACUAGUAGUUUCAUGAACAAUAUAGUAUUUUUUAGCUUUCAGAAAUGGAGGGAAAUGUUGGAAGUAUAUUUGGCUUUUCUCCUAAAAAAAAAAUGACAUUUUAUAUUGACUUUUUUCCCUCUAAACUAUUAAGGGUUUCCCCCGUAAAAAAAAAAAUUAAUUUGACAUCAAGAUUUUUUUUUCUCACAAAAAUAUAACUUCAUGUUCCUAACAUUUUUUACUACUAUAAUCUAAAAAUAUUUUUUUACCCCCUGAAAAGAUUUAUUUUUUCUCAACAUUCUACCAUUUUUUUAAGACUUUUAUUUUAUUCUCAAAAAAUAUAUACAUAUAUUUUCCCCCAAAAAGAUGUAUUUUUUCUCAAAAUUCUACCAUUUUUAUUUUUAAAGAGUUUUUACUUUAUUCUCAAAAAUAUGUAUUUUUCCCCCUGAAAAGAUUUUAUUUUUUCUCCAAAUUCUACCAUUUUUUUUUUCAGGAGUUUUACUUUAUUCUCAAAAAUAUAUAUUUUUCCCCCCGAAAAGAUUUGUUUUUUUCUCAAAGUUCUACCAUUUUUAUUUUUCAAGAGUUUUACUUUAUUCUCAAAUAUAUAUAUAUAAAUAUAUAUUUCCCCCAGAAUGAUUUAUUUUACUCAAAAUUCUACCAUUUUUCUUUUUCAAGAGUUUUACUUUAUUCUCAAAAAUAUAUAUUUUUUCCCACGAAAAGAUUAAUUUUUUUUUCAAAAUUUGACCAUUUUUAUUUUUCAAGAGUUUUACUUUAUUCUCAAAAACAUAUAUAUUUUUCCCCCAAAAGGGAUUUAUUUUACUCAAAAUUCUACUAUUUUUAUUUUUCAAGAGUUUUACUUUAUUCUCAAAAAUGUUUUUUCUUUCAUUUUUUCUCAAAUAUUUGCAAUUGUAUUCUCAAAAAUAUCAAACUUUUUAAUAUAACUUUUUGUUUUAUUCAUAACAAUAUACCACUUUUCUUGCAGAAUGUCACUUUUUUAUUCUCGGAAAGAAACUUUUUUUUUCUGCUUCAGACCUGCAACUAAAAAGUAUCUUGUUUAGUGCCAGUUUGAUUAUUAAUGCGAUGAUUUAUUAGAAAACGCCACGUAUGUUAUCAUGUACUAUUUUAUAUAUUCCAAAUAGUAGUUUAGGAGUUUAGAAGUGUCGGGUAGGUGAAAAAGCAUCAACAAAAAUAGGAUUGAUGAAAACUCGGCCCUUCUUUGCGGCAGAAAUGAAGUCAUCAUAAUGUCUUGUUUUGGUUUUGAGCAGGUCUGAAGUUGUUAUGUUAUGUUAUUAUUUCAAAUAAAGUUUUUUUAUACAUUUUUUCCAGCAGGUGGCUGAGGGGGUACACAAUGCAUAGGUCCAGUAUGGAUUUCAGCAAUUUGACUAAAAAAAAAUCAGGAAAAAAAAUGACCUAAAAAAAACAAUAUAGAAAAUAACCGGAGGGUGGUACAAAUAACAAAUAACACAUUUCCCCCCCUUUGUGCCUCACAAAUGCUUCAGUGCUUAUUCGGCAAUGACAAUAAACACAUUGUUUGGCUGCCAUAUUGCAUCCCCUCCUUUCAGCUCAUUCCCUUCUCUUUUUUUUUUUUUUUUUUUUCAAGAAUACAGUACUUCUUUCUCCUCACUUCACCUGAACGUGACAUCCACCCUGCCACGAUUAGACGUGGGAGAUCAGGUGUGGCUCGUCCCUAAAUAAUUAAGAAUCCAAACCGCAAGGCCCAAAAUAGUCGCAGGGUGGAAGGAAUGAUGGUGGUGGGAAUAGAUUUUAGGAUUACACUUUUUAUUUUUUCAAAAAAUACAAUUGAGCAAAUCUUUUUUUUUUUUUCCACAUGACUUUAUGCGUUUGCGUGCGCAAGCUAACGCUUCUACUCCCGGGUGAAAACGUGUCAAAACAUGCAUCCCGACUCUGUUGCCCGUGCUGUUAUUUUUCAGGCAAAUACGCCGCAUAGCGGUGUUGCCCCACAAGUCAGAUUGCCUUGAAAUUUCUCGCACAUCGACUAAAAAAAAAUGACUGUAACUUCAUGGUGUUUGACCCCAUCUCCAUGCAAUUUGGUACCCACCUUUCGGGGACCGACAUGCACACGUGUGUGCGAAAAUAUUGACAUUGGUGUAGUGGUGAUGGAACUUUGAGGUUACUUGUGUUAUUUGUAAAGCAUUUUGACCACCACCACGACCACCCCUAGGGGGCGCCACGAAUGUCAUAACGGUCAUGUGAUAAAAAUAUUAUAUGUUUGUUGUGAAAAGUAAGCAAAAAAAUGUGUCUGACAAGCAUUUUUUGCAGCCUUUUUAAAUUAAUAACUAUGCAAUUUAUGAUAUUUAACCUGGACCCCCAUUUUGCGGAAGAAACGUUUCAUGCUUUAUGAGCACGGUCAGAAUGUAUUCCUCCCGUUUAAGUCCUAAACAGGUUCUCCAGCGUUUACUAUUGCGUGCCGUGUUUGCCGGUCACACCCCUCAUUUAGUCUAAAGACCCUGUCUGACCUGGAAUAGGAUCCCCUCCCCUCCCCCGACUCUUUGGUGUGUUUGGAAAUUAGACGGAUUAGACGUCGGAUGUGGGCAAUACGCCCAAUUGGACGAGGGCGGAUUGUUUGUCGUGUAGCACACCCACUGGGCCAAUCCCCACGUGAUUAACUUUUUUUUUUUUGAAAUACUUUUCCUGUUGUCAUGCAAGCUAAUCAUUUAAUGCAUUGUAAAUCAUCAAUAAUGCAGUCGUGAGAAACCUGGCUCCAGUUGCACGUCUGCCCACGGCCUCGCGCGCGUACCACCGCUACGACAUGUACUACAUGUACUACAUGUACUUUUUUUUUUUUUUUUGAAUUGUCGGACGCCUGCUGGCACUGCAAACUCGGUUGGCAGCGUAACAAGGCAAAUACAAGCCAGUCAUGUGAUCGGACACUCCCAUUGUAAAUAUUACUGCUCCCAUUACCCCCCCUCACCCAGCCCCCACCCACCCACAGCUUGAUAAACUAACAACACGGGCAUUUUGGCAACAUUUCUUCAAAUAUAUAUUCACCUUUGAUACUUUUCUUUUUAAGGUACUUCCUAAAAAUACUCCUCUGAGCUUGUACGGUAUACUUUUUAUUUGCUUGUUAUCUUUAUAGCCUUUCAAUGUGAUCUUUGUUCACUUAAAUCGAUGGAUUCUGGAAAGGGAAAAACUGGAUGUAGAGGUUUUCAAAUGCACAACAAGCCAACGUAUCGUACCUCAGCCCAGCGUGUCAAAACUCACCCAAAAAAAAAAAACAA
Molecule: messenger RNA, 4494 nt
Organism: Doryrhamphus excisus (bluestripe pipefish)
Lineage: Eukaryota; Metazoa; Chordata; Actinopteri; Syngnathiformes; Syngnathidae
Gene: s100u
Product: S100 calcium binding protein U
Cellular component (GO): perinuclear region of cytoplasm
Molecular function (GO): calcium ion binding; calcium-dependent protein binding
Source: RefSeq, a predicted model, not a curated record